Cyprinus carpio (common carp) is the source of this 2666-nucleotide messenger RNA. RefSeq names its product RING1 and YY1-binding protein B-like. The record is from RefSeq and is a predicted model, not a curated record. Gene Ontology annotation, cellular component: nucleus. Gene Ontology annotation, molecular function: transcription coregulator activity; DNA binding. NCBI's taxonomy places the organism in Eukaryota, Metazoa, Chordata, Actinopteri, Cypriniformes, Cyprinidae. Gene Ontology annotation, biological process: positive regulation of DNA-templated transcription.
UGCUUUCUCUCCCCUUGACAGGCACACACUCUAAUUACGUUCGGCAAUCGGAGAGAAGUGUAGUACUAUUACUCUAUCCGUGCCGAUUAUUUCUGGCGAGACUUUUAAACCGACGACAGCGGUGAUUGGGCGGCGCAGUCACGGGGUCCGCAGUCUCUUCGCCCUGCCUAGAGUCAGUCAGUCAGUCAGGGGAAGGCGAGUCUGCCUGCAAGCGCUUCUCUCUGAGUGGAUCCACCAGACGCACACAUACACGCUCACACGGACCUUCACACACAAUUAUUGUUAAUUACUGAACCCUUUUCGCUCUUUUGAGAGUCUGUUUUUCCACCAUGGGCGACAAAAAGAGCCCGACCAGGCCAAAAAGACAAGCCAAACCGACAGCGGACGACGGAUUUUGGGACUGUAGUGUGUGCACUUUCAGAAACAGUGCCGAAGCCUUCAAAUGCAGCAUCUGUGAUGUACGGAAGGGCACGUCUACCAGGAAACCCCGGAUAAACUCCCAGCUGGUGGCACAGCAGGUGGCCCAGCAGUACGCCAUUCCUCCUCCCCCAAAGAAAGAGAAGAAGGAAAAGCCAGAGAGGCCUGAGAAAGAUCGAGCCGAGGGGGAGCGUCCCGACAGAAAUCCACAUGACACCGAACACACGGACAAGGACAAGAGUGAGAAGGAGCAACCUGACAAAGAGAAGAAGGACAGAGAGAAGGAAAUCACCCCAGCCAUCAUCAAGAAACCCAACAGCAAAAAGAGCAAACCCAAGUUAGACAGCCAUCAGAGCCCACCCAGUGAACGAAACAGCAUUCAAUCUGGCAAAUCCACAACCAAGACCAAGAACUCCCACAUCUCCAGGCCCAAGCUGAAGAACAUUGACAGGAGCACAGCCCAGCAGCUGGCCAUCACAGUGGGGAACGUCACAGUGAUCAUAACAGACUUUAAGGAGAAGACCCGCACCUCCUCCACCUCGUCCUCCACAGUGACCUCGAGCGCCGGCUCUGAAAAGCAGCACCAGAGCUCUGGCUCCGAGAGCAUGGACAAGGGCUCAUCCCGUGCGUCGACACCAAAGGGAGACCUCUCGGUCGGGCACGAUGAGUCAUUCUGAGCACCACGGACGCUGUCGAGACAGCAGGGAUGUACUUUGCCUCCAUUUCCCCUCACCUUGCCCUGAGCCAACUCAUAUUCAUUUCUGUCACUGAAAGAGGAAGAUACAUUCCUCUUACCCACACACACUCAACAUACCUACACAUACAUUUGUGUAAAUGGUGCAUCCAUGGUGGACCAUGGAUUUGGGCCGCUGGGCAAACUAUCCCUAAUUUCCCUUCCUGGAGACAUCCCACUCUUGUAUGUAUUGUUUUAUAUUUGUAUGUGGAUGUGCAGCUGAAUCAACAUUUUUGUUUUGUUAAAAAUAUAUAAAUAUAUAUGUAAAUGUGCGCUGUGCACAGUAACCACCGACAUUUUAACUAUUUCGAACCAUUACUGCUCUUAUUUAUGUUUCAUCUUUUUACUUUUAGAGUUUUUUUUUUUUUUUUUUUUUUUUUUGGUCAAAGGUUUUUUCAGCAAAAUAGCUCAAGCCGACGGCUCCCCUUUAGUGUUGAAACGAUUUUUCCGGCGAUUCCUGAGAAACUUCUCACAAUGGUGCUAGCUACACUGUGAAAUGGUUUCAGUCCUCAGACUGACGUUCACACCAUAGAAACAGAUCCCUCUGCUCCUGAAAACAAUGGAAAUAUUUGUAUCCUGGUGUCAGGGUGCAUUCUUCUGUUGCUUUGUUUUGGGAUUUUUUUCCAUUUUGCGAAACUGAUCUGAACAUUUGUGCACUGGGGGUCCCAAGAUCUGGUUUCGUCAACAUACUAAACGGAUGAGGUUUUACACCUGUUGCGUUAUGGAGAAGACAGCUGGGAUUCACAAACUGCAAGAAGACAUUGCGAGCAUGAUGUGUGAGCUUUGGAUUUGAUCAUUCGGAGAUGAACUGAGCUUUCUUAACGCUCACUUGGCUAAAUGUCUGGUUUUGCAAUUGUAUUCAGAACAUUUUGUUCGACAGCUUUUGUUGUCCUUCAUGGUCUACAUAUGAUGUAUUGUAAAAACACUAAAAGGGUUUGACGUCUCAAAGGUCCAUAGGCCUUUAAAGUUGAAGAACUACUUCUGCAUUUUCUAGUUAUUUUUGAUCGAAAGGAACAGAUUUUAAUCUUGGGGCUUUACUCAGCCUUGUUUUAAUCUGAAGACAGACUUGUGACAUUUUCCCAUUAUUUUUAGAAACCUAGAUGAUGUUGAGCAGUGCAGUAUUUACUAAAACAGUCCCAGCGCUAGAAAUAAGAGACAUUGUGCUGAACACGAACUUUCGCUGAAUGCAUGGGAACUCUUGCAAGCAUUCAGCACUAACAUUUUUAAAUUUGUUUACUUUAGUGUCACGAAAAAAAAACGCGAGCAUGAUUUCCCACAAUAUUCCCGCUCCCCAUUAACUCAAGAUGUCUAGCUGGCGGUCCUACAAUUCUCAAAGUCAGCAUAUCUUCCCUUUGAACUGUAUUAAACCUGUACAAAGUAUGUGUAUAUGAUAUGAGUUUUAUUUAUUGAAGGACCAAAGGAAUUUGAUAUUGAUGACAUGCUAGGCAAAUGAAUAAUUCAAAAUGUAAUUACCAUAUGUGUGCUAUAACGUUUUAAUAAAGUCUAAUAUAAUCCA